Messenger RNA from Myzus persicae (green peach aphid), 3241 nucleotides. Its product is annotated as transmembrane and TPR repeat-containing protein CG4341-like. Lineage: Eukaryota; Metazoa; Arthropoda; Insecta; Hemiptera; Aphididae. The transcript is spliced from 12 exons. Bases 477 to 2951 code for a protein of 824 amino acids. Gene Ontology annotation, cellular component: endoplasmic reticulum membrane. Gene Ontology annotation, biological process: protein O-linked glycosylation via mannose. Gene Ontology annotation, molecular function: protein binding; mannosyltransferase activity. The record is from RefSeq and is a predicted model, not a curated record.
CUUGGUAACAUAACAAUAAAAUACGUUUAGGAUAUAAUAAGUGGCGGUAAGCAGUGUACUAUCAUGUAUUUUUCAACCAUUUAAAUUGUAUUAAUUAACACAGUUCAGCCGAAUUAUUUGACUACACAAAACUACAGUUUAGUAAAUAUAAAACCGUAUAAUACAAUGUAAUCCAUACGUAAAUAACCGUGUAAUUAAAUUCUUAUUUUUAAAUACUAAAUGACGUAUAAUUACUUUUCUUGAGAAAAGCUUGCAACUUAUGUCUACUAUAAUCGUAGGCGAGAGCACGAGUGCAGCAGACCGUUCAUACGCAUCUACUAAUGCAUAAUCUUUUCUGGCGCUAGUUAAAGAUUAAGGGAGUUAUUUGUAUUACUAUAUCUCAACAUGUACGAUAGGCGUCCUUGCGCAAUUCAAAAACGAACGCAUGCGCCGAAGGGACACUGGGUGGUUCUGCUUUGAAAAGGACCGCUGAGUUUAUGAGUGUGUUGCUAUUCAGUCACGUUGCCACGAUGGUCUCGGCUACCCCUGUGUCGAUCAAAAAGCCAAAUCGAAUAAAACGUUAUUUUAACGUCGACUAUCACUUAUUGAUAUGUUGUUCACUGGCGAUUGCCGUGUACGCGAAUACUCUGAAUGCUGGUUUCGUGUACGACGACAAUCGAGCAAUAAUAGCGAAUGAAGACAUAAGACCGUCGACCCCGGGCUCGAACCUUUGGUGGAAUGACUUUUGGGGCACGCCGAUGGGUACUGGAAAUUCACAUGGUUCGUACAGACCGAUCACCGUUUUGACGUACAGAUUCAAUUACAGGUUUUCGGGGCUGAAGGCUACGUCGUACCACGCUACGAACGUAGCACUGCACGGACUGGCCACGGGCCUGGUGCUGUCCGUCGCCCGGACCGUGACGAGCCGGCGGGGAGCACUGCUGUCCGCCGCCCUGUUCGCUGUGCACCCGGUGCACGCGGACGCCGUGGCCUCGGUGGUCGGCCGAGCUGACGUGCUGUCGUGCGUCUUCUUCCUGCUGUCGUUCCUGUGCUACGGCCGGCACGUGCGAGCCAGGGACGGCCAUCGGCACCGUGGCCAACAACAGCAUGGGCUCAGCGGUCGGCGGCCGCAACCGAGCUGCAGCAAGAACGGUGACGGCCGUCCUGCGACCGCUUACCUGGUGUUCUGCGUGCUGUUCGCGCUCCUGUCCAUGCUGUCCAAGGAGAACGGCAUAUCCGUCAUGGCCGUGUGCAUCGGAUACGAACUCAUGCUGCGGCUCAGAUCCAUCAAGAGGUGGAACAAGGUAACUGUUUACCAGGACUACAAGAGAACUCUGAAAGUGUUGGUUACCAGCACCGCGGUUAUGGUGGCCGGCCGGCUGUGCGUCAUGUCGGGCACGGUGCCGUCAUUCGCGGCUUCAGACAACCCAGCGGCCAAGCACCCGGACCCAACUGUUAGGGCGCUGACGUUCUUGCACUUGCCCGUGGUCAGCGCCCGGCUGCUGGUGUGGCCGCAAGUGCUCAGCUACGAUUGGUCGAUGGACGCUGUGCCGCGGAUCGAGUCGGCGGCCGACCCCCGAAACGUGGCCACGGUGCUGUUCUACGCGGCUCUGGCGGCCGUCGCCCGAGCUUCCGUCCGGCGGAAACGGGCCGCCGUGGCCGUGGCCGCCGCCGUGUCCGUCGCCUCGUACGUGCCCGCAUCCAACGCCCUGUUCUACGUCGGUUUCGUGGUGGCCGAGCGCGUGCUGUACAUACCGAGUGUCGGUUACUGCUUGCUAGUCGGGUGCUCGGCCACCGCGCUGGCCAAGGCCACCAGUGGACGCCGGUCGGCCAUUGUGUACGCCCUAUACGCUGCCACGGUGGCCACCUACGGUCUGCGGACAGUGCUCAGGAACCGCGACUGGCGCGACGAAGAGUCCCUCUACCGGUCCGGCAUCCAAGUCAACCCGCCAAAAUCCUAUGGCAAUCUUGGUUCGAUACUCAGCUCUCAAGGCAGAACAAACGAAGCAGAAAUGGCAUACCGAUCGGCACUCAAACACCGGCCCAACAUGGCUGACGUACAUUACAACCUUGGAAAUCUGUUACGGAACAACAAAAAUUAUGACGAAGCAAUUUUGAGCUACAGGUCGGCGAUCAAUUUCAGACCUACAUUAGCGUUGGCGUAUCUGAGCCUGGGCGAUUGUUUGGCAGCUACUAAUCGGUACACCGAAGCCGAAGCAGUGUUGAACAAGUGCCUUUGUCUGGACGGUUCCAGAGUGAAAGACAUUAGGUCACACGUGACCGCUAAAAAGUCGUGCGUGCUUCGAUUGGGCAGAAUGUUUGCGGCGAUCGGAAAACACCAGGACGCAGUAAAAGUGUUCAAAUCAGCCAUCAAAUCUGACGGAUAUUCGUCGCAGACAAUGCUGUACGCCUUGGCAGACUCCCUCUCGGCGCUUGGCAGAGACGCGGAAGCCGAGCUCUACUACAGACAACUGCUCCGGGUCAACCCCACAGACGUGUCCGCCUUCCUGACGUACGGCGAUCUCUUGGCCAAAAACCGUUCGAGAGUGUCCGAGGCGGAAGAAUGGUACGGCAAAGCUCACCGGACGGCGCCGGACGACCCGGUGGUGCGGACCAGGUACGCUGAUUUCCUGUCUUCCGUGGGCAGGCUAGACGAUGCGGUGGAACAGUACGAGGCGGCUGCGGCCCUGGCUUCCGGUGACCACGAGAUCGUGGUCAAGACGGCCACGACGCUUCGCAAGAUCGGCCGGACGUCCGACUCGGAAAAGUACUACAGGAGGGCUGUGCGACUUUACCCACAGGACGCCGCGAGUCACAGCAACCUCGGAGCCAUACUUCACAUCAACAACAAGUUGGACGAGGCAGAACGGUCGUACAAGAACGCGCUCCGACUGCAACCGGACGACGCGACCACGUUGGCCAAUCUCCAGAAACUCAGAAACGUCCAUCACCAUCGGCAUACGGUCAAAUGAUCGAUAUCUCCGAACAGUCAAAUGAUCGAUGUCCCCGAUCUGUCAAAUUAUAUAGGUACAAUGUACAUAAACGUGAUUAAUAUACCGUGGUUAUCCGCGUGGUCAUCGUAUCGAAGCCAAUUUCCUACAAUAUUAUAAUAAUAUAUCUUUUAUUACCUAUUCGUUUUGUUGUUUUCCAUUAUAUACACUUAUACUUUUUUUUUCGUAAUUUUUUUGUUUUGUAACAAUAUUUUAUGAUGUUAAGUCUUUCUUUGAGUUCUUAUUUUUUUCCAAAACAAUACUCGUUGACA